Messenger RNA from Magallana angulata, 918 nucleotides. RefSeq names its product fibrinogen-like protein A. The record is from RefSeq and is a predicted model, not a curated record. Bases 1 to 918 code for a protein of 305 amino acids. The transcript has 6 exons. NCBI's taxonomy places the organism in Eukaryota, Metazoa, Mollusca, Bivalvia, Ostreida, Ostreidae.
AUGAAGCUAUCUUUAAUAGUUUGUGUUCUUGUUUUUCUUGAAAAAAUUCAAAUGAGUCGUUUCUCAAAAGCGGAAAAUUACUUUUUCUUUAUGCAGUCUGGCGUAAUUCAGUCAAAUGCAUGUAUUUCUAAGGAGUUUUCGGUAGAAAACUCGACAGAUCCUUUGAUAUAUUGUGGCUUGCAUUGUGUUGCUCUUUUACAAUGUGUUGGAGUGGAUAUCAUAGGAAACGAACCAAAACGCUGUCGACUUAUGUUUGGAUUCCCUGCAUUGAUUCCAGCAAAUGAGACAUCUGACGAAACAAUCAGAUAUCAGAAGUUCACUGGAUUAACUAUCGGAACAGAUAAUUUUUGCUCAGUGCAAUUAACGAAUGGGUUGAUUGUAAAUACCAUAUGUAAUCAGGCAAAUCAUAAAUGGAUGCUCAUUCAGAGACGGUUUGAUGGAUCACAACUUUUUUUGAGAAACUGGGCAGACUAUGAAAUCGGCUUUGGAUCUAGAGAGUCGGAGUUCUGGUUAGGUAACCGAAACAUCCAUGAAUUAACAAAUGAUGGUUAUACAUAUCUUAGAAUCGAAUUGAUGGACAAUGACUGUGUUUGGAAAUAUGCAGAGUAUUCAUACUUUUAUGUUGAAUCUGGCAGCUCUAAAUAUAGAUUGCAUGUAGAUGGAUAUUCUGGAAAUGCAGGAGACAGUAUGCGGUACCAUGACGGAAUGUUCUUUACUACGUACGACAAUGACAAUGAUUAUAAAGGAUAUAACUGUGGAUCAAGAUGGCGCGGAGGGUGGUGGUACAAAUACUGCCACAAGGCAAAUCUUAAUGGAGAGUACGGAAACACAAAUUAUUCCGAAGGGAUCAACUGGUAUUAUUGGAAUGGCUUCUAUUACUCAAUGAAAGAAGUCAGAAUGAUGGUUCGAAAACAAUAG